AUGGAAGUACAAUUUGGAAUGGGCAAAUCAUCGCUACAUCAUUGCUUCGUGCGUGUGAUCCAUUCUUUAUGUGACAUAGCCUCUGAAGUAAUUUGUUGGCCAGAAGGUCACAAUAUAAAUAGGAUAAAGGAAGUGUUCAAAGUAAAAGCCGGCAUGCCUGAUGUCAUUAGUGCAAUUGAUGGCAGUCACAUAAAAAUUGAAGCUCCAAAGGUGGAUUCUGGAUCAUAUCGUACUAGCAAAAAAAUAUAUGCUAUUCAAUUGCAAGCAGUUUGUGACGCAUCCUUAGUUUUCACAGACUGCUUUGCCGGUUAUCCGGGAGCAGUCCAUGAUGCUCGUGUAUUAAGUAAUCCUCCAUUACAUAAAGAUGCAAUAACAAAUGAACGUGCUUUGUUCCCCAAUGGAGAGUAUCUCAUUGGGGACAAAGGCUAUCAACCAGUGAGAACAUGGCUUAUUACGCCUUAUACAGAUACUGGUGCUUUAACUCAGGCUCACAAAAAUUUCAAUAGUAUUCUUUCAAGAACUAGACAGGUUAUAGAGCGGGCAUUUGCUCUUCUUAAGGGACGCUUUAGGAGAUUAAAACAUCUGCAUAUGGAUUUAAUCCAUGAAAUUCCUUAUACAAUUUUAGCUUGCUAUGUAUUACACAAUUUAUGUUUACAAGGAUUUCAUGAGGAUGAAAGAGAACUUGAAGAGUAUAUUAGAGAUGGAGAAGAAGAUAACAAUGCUCUUUAUGAAGAAGAACAAGACUUAUAUGAAGAAUUAUUAAAUGAUAUUGAUAACAAUGCUACAUCUGGCCAAAGAAAACAGUCCGAUACAGAUACAGUAGAAAUUUCAGAAGUAGGAGAAUUAGUCAAUGCUCGAUUGGACGCAAGUGCAGGAGGAUUGACAGAAUGUGAUUGGCCAUAA
Formica exsecta is the source of this 903-nucleotide messenger RNA. Its product is annotated as putative nuclease HARBI1. NCBI's taxonomy places the organism in Eukaryota, Metazoa, Arthropoda, Insecta, Hymenoptera, Formicidae. Bases 1 to 903 code for a protein of 300 amino acids. The record is from RefSeq and is a predicted model, not a curated record. The transcript has 4 exons.